UUUGAGGGGAAGAUGUCUCAGAAAGCAACAACUCCAGCCUCCUCGCUCGUAGCCCUUCACUCAGACUCACACAAACAGAGCAUCCUGAGCAAAUUCAACAAACUCAGGAAAAGGGAGCUGCUGUGCGACAUCACUCUGGUUGUAGAGGACGUGCACUUCAAGGCGCACAAAGCCCUGCUGGCAGCGAGCAGCGAGUACUUCUCCCUCAUGUUCACGUCCGAGGAUCAGAUCCGUCAGUCCACCUACCGGCUGGACGGCAUGGCGGCGAAGAUGUUUGCUGCAGUGCUGGAGUUCAUCUACAGCGCUCAGGUUUCCGUGGAGGAGGGCGCCACCGAGCAGCUCCUGGCCACGGCUCACCUCAUGGAAGUCAGUGACCUCGUCAAAGUGCUCUCUGAGCUCACAAAGAGGUCAGAGGUCACAGCAUUAAAAACAGACAAAGCCGAGGUGGCAGAUCUGUUGAAAUGCAAAAGAGGACGGCCGAAGAAGAACGUAGUUGCUCCUGAAAUACAGCAGGAAGGUAAAAGUGCAGCAUGUGACAGCUCAGAGGACGUGCAGGCCGGAGAUGAUGGAGAGUCGCAACCUAAAGACGAUGCAGAUUAUGACCCCAGAGCACAUCAGAGCCGCCAGAGCAAACGCAAAGUCAGGCCACCGGUUAAAUAUCAGGGCUACAAGGUGGGCAGUGACACAGCAGCAGGAAGCAAAGAGCCUGGAAAGAGGGGCAGGAGGAGGAAAUACCCAAACGCUGAGGCACGGUGUGAGGACUGUGGAAAGGUGUUCAAGAACCCCCUGUUUUUAAAGAUUCACCAGAGGACUCACACAGGAGAGAAGCCUUUCCAGUGUCUGGUUUGUGGGAAGCGUUUCACCCAGAAGCACACUCUGCUGGCCCACCAGCGAAUGCACACCGGAGAAAAACCGUUCGUCUGCAGCAUCUGCUCCAAAGCGCUUUCCACCAAACACUCCCUGCAGGAGCACAUGAACCUCCAUGAAGGAGAGAAAUCCUUCAACUGUGAUAAAUGUGGAAAGACCUUCACUCAGAAGAAGCAACUUAAAAGCCAUUAUAGAGUUCAUACAGGUAAAUCAUUACCAGAAUGUGCUCAGUGUCAUCACAAGUUUAUGGAUGCAGCUCAACUGAAAAAGCACCUGAGAACUCAUACAGGAGAGAAGCCGUUCACCUGUGAGAUCUGUGGGAAAUGUUUUACAGCCAAGAGCACGCUGCAGACUCACAUCAGAAUUCACAGAGGUGAGAAGCCGUACGUCUGUAACAUCUGCAACAAGUCGUUCUCAGACGCCAGCGCGAGACGACGACAUGUUGCCUCCCACUCGGGCAAGAAACCCUUCACGUGCUCCUUCUGCAGCCUUUCAUUCACCCGCCUGGACAAUCUGAAAACACACACCAAAUCCCACAACAAGGAGAGAGUCACCGCAGCAGAGACCUCGUUGGAUGCAGCGGACGCCUCGGCAGCACCGCAGGAGGAGGUGCGCAACAUCCUGCAGCUGCAGCAGUACCAGCUUCCCCCCAGCUCCGAGCAGGAGAUCCAGCUGGUGGUGACGGGGGACGUGGACAACAUUAACUUUGUGCCGGGUCAGGACCAGGAGAUCAGCCUCAUCAGCGCAGACGGGGAGACGGCACAGUCGACCCACUCCAGACUCACCCUCCUCACCCAGCCAAACGUGGCGCUGGUCGCUCAGGGCGACGUGGUGGACCACACGCCUCAGAUCCACUCCAUCAGCAUGCUGCAGGGCCAGAUGACACACCAGCCGGAGCAGAUGCACGUCAUCACGCUGAGCAAAGAGGCGAUGGAGCAGCUGCAGGCCCACCACGGCCCCCCGCAGCCCCUUCAGAUAGCGCCGCGUCCCGUCCAGCAGCUGCAGGUGAUGCACCAGCCGAUCCAGCAGCUGGCCGUCGCUCCGGAGACCAGGGAGCCGCACAGCCAGGCCAUUCACAUCAGCAGCCAGAGCAGCCAGCCCAUCUCCAUCAGCCAGACCAGCGAGCAGAUCUCCAGCCACCACAUCCAGGGACAAACGUUUCAGAUCCAGGCAGGAACCGUCUCUUACUUGUACACCACGGGGCUGCCGCAGGAGAACUGAGGCUGGACGACUGAGAACAUCAAUCUGAACUGAGAAGAAAUGAGCAAUUUUAAUCAAUCUGUUGCUUUUCUGUUUUUACAUUAUAACGAGGUAAAUGGUUAAAAAGUUGAAAACAUGGCUGUCAUUUUGGACUUAAAGGAAACAUUCAGUUUGACCCAAGAAAAGAGACUGAAACAAGGAACAAAGCAACGUUUACAUGCUGCACUGCAUUUCAAAAGGAAGAUACACGUGUACACUCUACAAUACUGUGAAUUUACUUGACAAUAAAACGCCUCGUCGAACGAAAAAUGA
This is a messenger RNA of Stegastes partitus (bicolor damselfish), 2379 nucleotides long. It is a transcript of the gene zbtb24, whose product is annotated as zinc finger and BTB domain containing 24. Gene Ontology annotation, molecular function: protein binding; DNA-binding transcription factor activity, RNA polymerase II-specific; RNA polymerase II cis-regulatory region sequence-specific DNA binding. Bases 13 to 2088 code for a protein of 691 amino acids. The record is from RefSeq and is a predicted model, not a curated record. The transcript is spliced from 6 exons. Gene Ontology annotation, biological process: regulation of transcription by RNA polymerase II. Gene Ontology annotation, cellular component: transcription regulator complex; PcG protein complex; chromatin. Lineage: Eukaryota; Metazoa; Chordata; Actinopteri; Pomacentridae.